This is a messenger RNA of Megalobrama amblycephala (Wuchang bream), 2192 nucleotides long. RefSeq names its product fatty acyl CoA reductase 1 (gene far1). Bases 246 to 1802 code for a protein of 518 amino acids. Lineage: Eukaryota; Metazoa; Chordata; Actinopteri; Cypriniformes; Xenocyprididae. Gene Ontology annotation, molecular function: alcohol-forming very long-chain fatty acyl-CoA reductase (NADP+) activity. The record is from RefSeq and is a predicted model, not a curated record. Gene Ontology annotation, biological process: long-chain fatty-acyl-CoA metabolic process. Gene Ontology annotation, cellular component: peroxisome. The transcript is spliced from 12 exons.
UUAUUUUUUACACAUACGACGUCAUUCCUCGCGUGUGGUGGGUUGUGACGUCGGUCCUCAUCUGAAACGCAUCAUCUGGCAACCCAUCACAGUUCCUCUCCAGCGAAGCUAAGCUACAUCACUACUGCGUUUCCCAUCACUGCUGGAUAGAGCACUAGAACCCUUGGAUCAACGCGCAAAAAUAGUGCGGGGAAAAUAUAUUAAACAUCUCAGGGGUGUAACAGAGGAGGGAAGGUGCACUCAGGAUGGUCACCAUUCCAGAGUACUACGAGGGGAAAAAUGUUCUCAUCACAGGGGCCACAGGCUUUAUGGGGAAAGUACUUCUGGAGAAGCUGCUACGCUCCUGUCCCGGUGUCAAAGCUGUCUAUGUGCUUGUCCGGCCCAAAGCAGGACAGGCACCCGAUGCCCGUAUCGCUGACAUGAUCAACUGCAAGCUUUUUGACAGGCUGCGGGAGGAGCAGCCCGAUUUUGCAGAGAAGAUCGUGGCAGUCAAUAGCGACCUGACGCAGCCAGAUCUGGAUCUGAGCACGAAAGACCAGGAGACCCUCUCGGGCUGCGUUAACAUGGUGUUUCAUUGCGCUGCCACUAUCCGCUUCAACGAGCCUCUGAAAGAUGCCAUGCAGUUGAAUGUGCUGGCAACGCAGAAGAUGGUUAGCUUGGCUCACAGAAUGAAGCAUUUGGAGGUGUUCAUCCACGUCUCCACAGCCUACGCCCACUGUGACCGAGAGCUCAUCGAAGAGGUGGUCUAUCCACCUCCUGUCGAUUACAAGAAGCUUAUAGACACACUUGAGUGGAUGGACGACAAACUUGUCUCUUUAAUAACACCAAAGCUGUUAGGUGAGCGGCCUAACACAUAUACGUACACUAAAGCCUUGGCAGAGCACCUCGUCCAGCAGGAGUGUGGAAACCUCAAUAUCGCCAUCGUCAGGCCCUCUAUAGUCGGAGCCAGCUGGAAGGAACCGUUUCCCGGCUGGAUUGAUAAUUUCAAUGGCCCUAGCGGGAUAUUCAUCGCUGCAGGGAAGGGGAUUCUACGAACAAUGAGGGCUUCAAAUAGCGCUGUCGCUGACCUCGUGCCAGUCGACGUGGUCAUAAACACCACUUUGGCCGCUGCCUGGUAUUCCGGUUCCCAGAGGCACGCUAGGCCGAGAAAUAUGUUGGUGUACAACUGCACAACAGGCGGGAUCAAUCCUUUUCACUGGGGUGAAGUUGAGUACUGCAUAAACAUGACGUUCAAGACCAACCCCUUAGAACAGGCUUUCAGACGCCCCAAUGUUAACCUGCGAUCCAACCCUUUUACCAAUCAGUACUGGACCACAGUGAGUCACACCCUUCCUGCCCUGCUGUAUGACGGGUUUCUCAUGUUGACGGGUCAGAAGCCCCGGAUGAUGAAGACAAUUACUCGGUUGCACAAGGCCAUGAUGGUGCUGGAGUACUUCACUAGCCACUCGUGGGUGUGGAACACGGACAACGUCACCAUGCUCAUGAACCAGAUGGGAGCUGAGGACAAGAAGGUAUUUAACUUUGACGUCAGGCAGUUACACUGGGCAGAAUACAUGGAGAAUUACUGCAUGGGCACUAAGAAGUAUGUUCUCAACGAAGAGUUGUCAGGACUCCCAGCGGCACGCAAACACUUGAACAAGCUGCGGAACAUUCGCUAUACUUUCAACACCAUCUUGGUAGUUUUGAUCUGGCGCAUCUUCAUCGCCCGUUCACAGAUGGCCAGAAACAUCUGGUACUUCGUCGUCAGCUUGUGCUUCAAGUUCCUCUCCUAUUUCAGAGCCUCCAGCACCAUGAGAUACUGAAUCCACCCCAACUGUCCUCCCCCCCCCUCUCUCUCUCCCGACGGCUAUGCACACACUUCUGCUUUGCGACACUCCGGACUCUGAGGGUCAAGCGUACGGGCAUAGUAUCCGCUAUCCUCCCCUCCCGCGCAAGUGCGCCCUCAACAUCACAGAGUGCGAGUGCACUCAACUGCUAUGUAGAAAGCAUGAUUUUUCAGGGCUCGAGGUCUAAGAAGCUCUCUCAGCACAAUGAGAGCGACUGCAUUCGUGCCGAGCGUGUUUAAGCACUUACUGUAUCUGUUCCACCUCCUGAACGCAAAACAGGUUGUGGGCGACGCUUGAUUAUUAUGGUUUACAUACUUGCUCAUACUUGUUGCCGGCAAUGGCCCCUUUCCAACUGUAAUCAACGAA